Prorocentrum cordatum is the source of this 435-nucleotide messenger RNA. Lineage: Eukaryota; Dinophyceae; Prorocentrales; Prorocentraceae. The record is from the annotation of a GenBank genome assembly.
AUGGUCGAGCAACUCAGCGACGUCGGCGAGUGCGAGUCUCCUGCUGGCAACAUCGUUGAGGGCCGAGAGGGCGCGCGGUCCGUCGCGCAUCAGCAGAUAGCGCAACGAGGUCUCCAAGGUUUGUUUGAUGUGCCUGCUGACUGUCGCUGCUUCGCCGCUCCUGUGGAUGCUCUGGGCGGUCACGCUCUGGGCAGCGGUUCCGCUCGCACGCCGCUCAUGGCCGAUGCGGCCGUCACGCACGCGGAGCAUCAGGUGUCUCUCAACAUGGAGCCGCCCGUGGACCACAGGAGCCUUGAAUCCAGGCGUAUCAGGGCAUCGCUCCUCGAGGAGCGCCUGGCUCAAGAGCUGGACUAUCUCGACUGGGUGAAGGCGGACUCGAACGUCUUCUCGGAUGCCGUGGAGGCGCAGAGGCAGGUGGUCGAGUGCUACGUGGAA